UCAAUCUGAUCAAUCAUCCUGAGUGAUCAUUUAUCAAUUUAUCAGUUGUCUAUUUUCUGGAAGAAGAAGCUCCUAUUUUGUUUGUUUAUAUUUUCACUUGCCCCUGUGAACUUCUCUUAUAGUUUUAAUUUAAUGCACUAUUGUAAUUAACAAUUAUAUAUCUUAUAGUGUGAUCACGUAACCUAACCUAGUUGUUUAUUUCUUUUUUUGCUGUUCUAAUUUCAUUAGUUUUAAAUAUUUGGGUCUAAACAAGAUGGAUAAUGGUGAUAAUGGAGCAAGUGGUUUAAAUGAUCCUUAUAUGACACCAGGUGGGCAAUUUAUUGUCCAAACUGAAGAUCCAGAUGAAUUAGGUAUAUCAGGUGACAGCAUGGAUGCUGGUGAUAAAGAUGGGGAACCCCUGAGAGAACAGGUAAGAGAACAGGACCGUUUUUUACCUAUAGCAAAUGUUGCUAGGAUCAUGAAAAAUGCUAUUCCUAAAUCAGGCAAAAUUGCUAAAGAUGCUAAAGAGUGUGUCCAAGAGUGUGUCUCAGAGUUUGUCAGCUUUAUUACUAGCGAGGCUAGUGAUCGUUGCCAUCAAGAAAAACGAAAAACCAUAAAUGGAGAAGAUAUUUUGUUUGCAAUGUCAACAUUAGGCUUUGAUAAUUAUGUUGAGCCUUUAAAGUUGUAUUUACAAAAAUAUAGAGAGUCCAUGAAAGGUGAAAAAACUAUAAGUACAGCUACUGCAACUGACUCAUCUAUGGAUGAACUUGAUGAUGGAUCUUAUUCUUCCCAGACUCUUACAGCAGCUAUGUUAACUGAUCAGUCUGGACAGCAAAAUGUUAUUUAUACAACUGCAUAUCCUGCUCAGGAUUUGAAUCUUUUGCUGUACAAUAACACAUCUUAGUGGCAAUAUUAGUUUUCAUCUUGCAUCAUCAUUGCUGAUACAUACCAAAUUAUGCAGUUGGACCUUUAUCAUUGCAUCUCAUUGUUCUUUAUCUGAGUGGUCAACAUAUUUAUUAUUUGAAUACCUGUGUAACAUAGUAAAACAUAUUGAAUUUAAAAAUAAGCUGUAAUAAAUUAAUAUUAUAAUUUUUGCAA
Messenger RNA from Parasteatoda tepidariorum (common house spider), 1077 nucleotides. NCBI's taxonomy places the organism in Eukaryota, Metazoa, Arthropoda, Arachnida, Araneae, Theridiidae. The record is from RefSeq and is a predicted model, not a curated record.